Haemonchus placei is the source of this 225-nucleotide messenger RNA. The record is from the annotation of a GenBank genome assembly. Lineage: Eukaryota; Metazoa; Nematoda; Chromadorea; Rhabditida; Trichostrongylidae.
AUGGGACAGCGGAUAGCACCGGUUCUUGCUGUUUGCUUUAUGAGUAGAAUCGAGCAACCAGUGCUAGCACGUCUACCCAUAAUGUACUGCCGCUACAUUGACGACCGUUUCGUCAUAACAUCAACUCAGUCAGAAACGGAUGAGUUGUUCAACAUUCUGAACAGUCAAUCGCAGUACAUCAAGCUAACUCGAGAAGCCCUACACGAAGAUGGUUGCCCUUUUUGA